Molecule: messenger RNA, 1774 nt
Organism: Sorex araneus (European shrew)
Lineage: Eukaryota; Metazoa; Chordata; Mammalia; Eulipotyphla; Soricidae
Gene: TM6SF1
Product: transmembrane 6 superfamily member 1
Exons: 10
Coding region: 64-1176 (370 amino acids)
Cellular component (GO): lysosomal membrane
Source: RefSeq, a predicted model, not a curated record
GGGGCGCCGAGCUGGGCACGGGCAGGAUGCGGUGAAGGGCGCGCGGCGGGCGCGGGCGCAACGAUGAGCGCCUCUGCGGCCACCGGGGUCUUCGUGCUGUCCCUUUCAGCCAUCCCGGUCACCUACGUCUUCAACCACCUGGUGGCCCAGCACGAUUCCUGGAUCGUGGUGGGUGUUGCUGGCCUCAUCCUGCUCCUGGUUGCCCUGCUGGCCCGGAUCCUGGUGAAGAGAAAGCCGCCGCGGGAUCCUCUCUUCUACGUGUAUGCUGUGUUCGGCUUCACCAGCGUGGGGAACCUCAUCGUGGGACUGGAGCAGGACGGGGUGGUGGACGGCUUCAUGACCCACUUCCUAAGAGAGGGGGAGCCGCACCUGAACACUGCGCAUGGGCACAUGCUGUGCUACUGGGACGGCUCGGCGCACUACCUCAUGUACCUGGUCAUGGUGGCCGCCAUCGCCUGGGAGGAGAGUUACAGAAACAUCGGCCUCUACUGGGUCGGGUCUGUUUUAAUGAGCAUUAUUGUUUUCGUGCCAGGAAACAUUGUAGGGAAGUAUGGGGCCCGCUUCUGCCCAGCGGUUUUCUUGAGUGUGCCGUAUACCUGCCUUUCUGUCUGGGCCGCUUUCAGAAUCUAUCACCAGCCCCCUGAAAACUGCAGUUACUCCUCCAAGGUGGUACAGGAGGUGCAAGCCCAGGCGUUGCUGCGCAGACCCCCGGACCUUCUGCUGGUGAUGGGUCUCCUGCUGGCGGCCGCCUUCUGCCUGUUCCGAGGCCUGAUUGCUCUGGACUGCCCAGCUGAGCUCUGCCGGCUCUACACACAGUUUCAAGAGCCUUACCUGAAGGACCCCGCAGCGUACCCUAAGAUCCAGAUGCUGGCAUAUCUGUUUUACUCUGUCCCUUACUAUGUGCUCGCACUUUAUGGCUUGGUGGUUCCUGGGUGCUCCUGGAUGCCCGACAUGACGCUGGUCCACGCAGGAGGGCUAGCUCAGGCACAGUUCUCUCACAUCGGUGCUUCUCUACAUGCUAGAACUGCUUAUGUCUACAGAGUCCCGGAGGACUCAAAAAUCCUUUUUCUAGCAUUAAACAUAGCCCAUGGACUUCUUCCUCAGCUCCUGGCCUACCGCUGUAUCCACAAGCCAGAGUUCUUCGUAACAACAAAGGCGGAUGAAAAAGUAGAAUGAAAACAUGUCUUCCUGUUCUUCCGCUGACUCUGUGAUGCUGAGCCCUCCCUCCUCAGGUCCAGGGGCUUGGGAACAGCUGAUUCCUGCUCUGCACUACCUGUGUGGACCCGCAGGUGGGACUGGGAGGGCAAAGCCUCUUUUUCUGUAGGAAAACUGUUGACUGUUUCAAGAAACGAAUUCAAAAUUACUUGUGAACGGACCUGAUGAUCAUAUCAAUAUUCUAUUUCCACACAGUAUAAUACACACGAAAAGUUACAAUUUAGUUCCUACAACCCCAAACCAAAACUGUCCAAAGUAAACAUGGCGUAUACCUAGGAACAAAUUCAAAACUGCAAAUACAGAUUGGAGCAAUAGUGUUUGCAAAGAUAGAUGUAUGCUUCAUUACCAACCUCAACUUACAAGGCAAAUCACCAGAAUUAUUUAAAAAUCUUGUUUGAAAAUGUUCCGAGGAAAGCAUACUAUUUACUGUUGUUUUAAAAACUGCUUUUACUACAAAAUAUUUUUGUGGCUGAUACAAAUUCUUGUUUUAUUGAUAACUGAAAAUAUUUCUGUAUACAUUUUUAAUAAAAUUCUUUUUUGCUUUUGAGGAAGAUAAAUA